Schistocerca americana (American grasshopper) is the source of this 1483-nucleotide messenger RNA. Its product is annotated as RAB6A-GEF complex partner protein 2. The record is from RefSeq and is a predicted model, not a curated record. Gene Ontology annotation, cellular component: Golgi membrane; Ric1-Rgp1 guanyl-nucleotide exchange factor complex. The transcript has 8 exons. Lineage: Eukaryota; Metazoa; Arthropoda; Insecta; Orthoptera; Acrididae. Gene Ontology annotation, biological process: retrograde transport, endosome to Golgi. The coding region runs from base 157 to 1347 and encodes 396 amino acids.
ACCAAUAGGAUCUCUGAAACGGGGAGACUGUCACACAACGUUGUCGCCUAGAUGUAAACAAUGUGUUGACGUACAGUGUAAUUACUGUGUAGUGUUUGUAACAGUAACUUUUAAAUGUAGUUGGAGUGUGCUUGUCAGGUGUGUGAGAAGCUAACGAUGAUAGACGUUACAGCAAAAUUAGUGAGAGGGCCUGUUUACUUGGCUGGAGAAGCCGUGGAAUGUUACAUUACUUUUUCAAGCCCCCUGCCAGCGUCACAUGUAAGAUCUCAAAGCAACAGUGAUGUAUUUGAGAGCUUGGCAUGGGCAAGUGCCCAAAUACACUGCCAGUGCACUACAAACAACAAAGUUGCAUAUCCAGAAAGCAGCUCUGUUACACCUGAAGAGCUGUCAACAGCUAAUGCUGUAGAUGGGUUGUUUCCAGCCACCUCGUUUGCACCAUGCCGGGGAGAGACAGGUCACAUAGUUCUUUCUACAAAACCAAAAAUUUUGUUCUGUGACCUGCGCCUUGCAUCUGGAGAAAGCAAAUCUUAUUUAUACAGUGAAGUCCUACCUAAUGAAGCACCACCUUCAUAUCGUGGACAAGCUGUGAAAUACUCUUAUAAAAUAACUAUUGGAAUGCAGAGGGUAAACAGCCCUAUAAAACUACUGAGAGUUCCUCUUCGAGUUUUGGUAGUUAAUGGUCUUCCUGAAAGUGGGGCUUGUGGUGAUAGUGAGGAUUUGAGUCCAAGUAACCCAUUUCUAGAGACACAACGAAGAGAUACACCUUUAACUCUUGCAAUGCAAGUUCUUCAGAAUGUCACAGCAAGGAGAAGUCCAAAUUUUUAUAAUAUUACAAAUGCAAAAGGAAAAGUGGUUAGAUUCUGCUUGUUCAAGCAAGCUUACAAACUUGGUGAAGAUAUUGUUGGCACCUUCGAUUUCACAGAUUCAACUGUGCCAUGUGUUCAGUUUUCAGUGAUGCUACAGAGUGAAGAAGAGAUUGCUCCAUCAUGUAGACGAAUGGUCAGAUAUGGUCCUGCUGUUGUAUCAUACAAUAAAUAUCAUGAAAUGUGUUUGAGUUUGAAAUGUUCACAAAUGAUUCUACCCAUUCCACUACAUAUCACGCCCGCAUUUUCCACUGAAUUAGUGUCACUUCGAUGGAGGUUACACUUUGAGUUCGUGACGUGCCCUUCCUGUGACAACAGUCUUGUCACUGGAAAGAAUCUCACAGAUCGUAAUGUAUGGCAGGGCCCUGCAUCAUUGGACAUAGAGACAAUGGUGUGGAACCUGCCAAUUAAAAUAUAUCCCACAACACCACUACAAGUAUCUCAAGGACUUCAGGCACAAGCCAAGCACAGCAUAAUUAUCUGAAGCAGACUUGUUUGCAGAUUUAUAAGAGGUUGUUGUUUCACAAGGUACUUUGUUUGGUAAAACACUGGUAAAGUGAAUGUUGCAGUGUUGCAUAUGGUGUUGUAGCCUCCUGCAUAUAACUUAAAAUUUUUACUGG